AUCAAAUGCAAACCAUUCCUCUACAAGCGAUCUGGAUUCCUAAUCCCCUAAAUUUGCUACUUCAACAAGUACUAAGAUGUGUUUUCGUUUCUGGGUUGUCUGUUCCCAACAAGAUCAUGGUCGCUCUCGUGGCGGUUUUCGUAACGCAGAGGAUCCGGGAUGAGGCUCAGACGCCACGCGAUCGGAACGGACGGCCUGGAAACAAUAACAGACUUCCUCUUCUAAGAACAAACACUAAAGCCACCAAGUGGCCGACGUAGAAUCACAAUCAUAGAACUACUUAAACGUUUUUUGAGCAACGAACAACAAGUGAUUUUUCUGCUGCUGUAUUUCAAGGGGAUACGACCUGCAGGCGCAUAUUCAGGUCGAGAAAUUAUGAUUACAAGGGGAGGAAACAAAGUGAUGAUCGAGGCAUUGCGACGAGAGAUGGAGGUGCACUUCGCAGUCGCACACGAUGAUAGAAGGCCUUCGCGGAGGUUUCUCGAUCUCGUGACCGCUAGAAGUGAACUCUGCAUCAAUACAACUAGACGAAUUACUAGUACGACAAGUAGAACACAAAGGAAUAGUUGUAGGAGAACAAGUAGAAGCCCCAGAAGAGCAACGCGUACGCGGGAGAGGAGACGACGCGGGAAGUCGAGGGCUGCGACAAUGAUGUUUCUGCCGCCGGAUAGUAGAGAAAAAAACACGUGCAAGAGCAAGUCCGCGUUGAGCGGUCUGGACGAACCUCGGAGGACUCCCACGACCUCCAUCGAAAAUUACUACAUCUUCAACAUGAUCAGGUAUAUUAGUAGUUUCAACUUUCAUGAUUUGAGAAAGUGUUGUACUCGCAGGACCACAGCGACGAAACCACGACCCAGAUGCAGCACUUCCAUGUGGUCCCUCUUCUUUUAUCCACUCGUAGUACCUUUGAUGAGUUUCUGCGUUCUUUGCACCGAAGCACGGCUCGUCUCGACGUCGAGGACCACUCAAGCACAUGCACAGAGGACUCAAGCACAUGCGGAGGCAAAGGGUAUUCAUGAAAUUUUAGCUUGGCCCAGUGGAUUUCGAUGGGCGGCUAUGGGCACUCGAACAGAGCAGUUGGAACUCAAAAAGAGCAUGGCCACCACGAGUUCAGUCCUUGGCAACUAUUCGACUUUCAAUGGUCCACAAAAUGCGGCCGAUGGGGUACUUAAAUAAGAAAGUUUUCAUCGGGUCGUAGGAUUUGCUACUUCUUAAGAUCAUCCCGUGUGAUUUCCAUUUCGUUUCGUCUUUCGUUUGUAUCUAUUUCUCCUUAUCUGAUUCGAUAUAAUGGUAAUGUUUUUGUUGAACAUAUUGUCAAAAAUGAAUUAAGACGGAAUAUUUUCAUCAAGCUUCUCACUUCUGCUUCUCACGUCGACCACAUCGAGGAAAGAAUAGUGACAUCAACAAGCCAAUGAAAGUGUUUGACUCCAUCAGGUCUUAUAUCAAGCUGGUGGAAUCCAAAAUUUUUUAGUGCAGAGCAACGGUCCAGAUAAUCCUGUUCGAAGUGCUCGGACCCGGAGGGAGUAUUUUCCAUACCUCCAAAUAGACCUGGGCAAGAACAUGGUGAUAGAAAGCGUGGAACUUUACUUACGGGUACCGCCAGCCCACCUUUUGCCGCAUUUUUUAGCCGUUUCCCACUCGGAAAAUGCUAAAGGAUCUUUAACUAGAUGGGUAGUUGUCGGUGCCUCUAAUUCACUCCCGUGACAAGAAGUGCGCCAGUCGCUUCUUCUACACUGCAGGAGGAACUGACGCGCCCGAACUACCUUAAGACGAGCAUCUUGAUCUUCGUUGAUGAUUAUCAUUGUUUCUACAAGUAAUCGUGGUACUAGUACUUCUCUGUAGAGGUUCUCCAUGCGGAGGAAGGCUAUUACCAGGGGUGGAGAACAAGAUGAAAGCUUGUUCUUCUAACAUUCCGAAACAGCCUCUGAAAAUACCACAGCGAACGGCACAAACAACGUGACGACAGCGGCGCCGCGCACUAUGAUGGUAUGAAAGUAGCUGUUUUUAGAGUGCAGUGUUUCAGUGUUUUAGUCAUGGCACUUUUCGAACGCAUAAAAGUUCACAACUUCACAAACUUUCAUAUUGAUUCUUUGAGAGGUCAUCUCCUGAGAGGUCAUCUCCCUGUGGAGGUAGAACUCACGAUCCCAUUUGAGUAUGAGUACUCGAUACUUUUUCAAUGUUGCUGAAAUAAACAUUGGAAUUGGCUUCCCUCGCUCUCUCACCCCACGACACUUUUCAUGUAAAGUGGAUGAAGAUGCAGAUUGUGUUGUCGACUGGGAAGCCAAUGCAGCUACUGUAGUCGGUCUUUCCAAUACGCCAUGUCUCCCAAGCAUCGCUUCAGAUGAGGAGCCGUCACCCUACGAGGCACGAGGGUGUCAAGGGUAACUAAGUUCUUAUUCCAGUUGUGUUGAUUCAUGUUGAUGUUGCUAUUCUAGUUCUACUAGUUAUAAUAGUAGAAAUUCCUCGGCUUGGGAGUCCUCGGAUCCACUGCUUUCUGUUUCCAGUAGUUGUUGACGUGGUGGGAAAAAGAGUCGGGUAACAACGCGGUAAAGAUCGUUCUCUAACUCUAAAAUGUUUGUACUAAUUCCCCGACCACCAGGUAUGUCGCGGUACUUCCAGAGGAUGAGGUUGGUCCGACGAAUGUAGGUUCAUCCAUAAUGCAGAGUCAUAAUUUAAGGCUUCCCACAUUGCAUUCUGCACGUGCGUCAUUGACUUUUCGAGAGAAGAAAAGACGUCGCGGAUGUUCUAAAGAAUGCAAUGCUCAAGUAGUCUCUAAAGAAAGCUAGUGGAAAUUCUUCAAAUUCUACUAACACUUCCGCCGGCAUCGUUUUCCAAGUGAUUCAGCAGCAACUGGCGUUGAAUCAAGCGAAAACGCGGGUCCUAGGACCAUCUAAAUGGCAUCCCGUAGACGUAAAAGCGGCAUCACGAGGACUGGAGGAAGGCGGAUCGACAGAGAGAGCUGGAGCCAGUUCUGCUAGCGGUAGCGCGAGCGCAGUGCCUGAUCUUGUCGUGAAUCUUAACGAGAAGCAUCAAAGCUCUGUACUGAAUCGACCAUCGGACUCCGUGAGCCGUCAUGGGUACCCCAGACGCCGGAGAGGCGGGGACGCAGACGUAGCUUUCGUAGGACGCAAGCGAAAAAUGAAAAAAGACCUUGCAAAACGAAGGAAGCAGGUGAAAAUGAGCCCAUCGCUAUUCGAAUUGGACUACUCUCCAUCUUACAUGCCGCAAUAUCCCCCCUACAAUUAUGGUCGGAUUUUAUCCAUCUUUCUCGGCAUCUUGGUGCCCUUUUUCCCUGUAGUCCCAUGAAAUACAAGGGCAACGGGAUCAAGAUGGGACGAGGAGCAAGAUGAAUAAAGGCCGACUCUAAUACAACUUGUCCAGUUUCGUCAGCGAUAUCCCAGUCCCAGGGUCCAUCUUCGCGGAACGUGUUGGAAAUUUUCGGGUCACCAAACACAACAAUUACCUCUGCGAGCGGGCUUUUAUACAUUUAUGAAUGUUGAAGAUCUGCGUGUGAAAAUUACACAAUGUGAAUAGCACCCUACCCCUAGUCUGUUCCUACUCCUCAAGGAUGAAAGAUGAAGAGUUUAGCAGUGACUUUGACUUUUGGUGAAUAAGUUUAGCUCAAUUUUUUACUUUCAUCGAUCUUGGUCGUUAGAGUUAGUCAGUUGUCACUGUACUACUAAAAAGAUAGAUCAUCACUUUCAACACUGGCUUCAGUAAACCGUUUUUGCACUUCUACGUAUGAUCCAGCAGUUAUUGUUUUCAACGUCAUACAGCCUCUCCUGGGUAAACCAUGAUCACUGUGAAACGCCUAAGAACCCCAUUCAUGACACUCAAACUCGACCCGGCUCGAAAUGCAAGGCACAGCAAGGGACUCUUUCGUCAAGUUCUCCGUUUUUUGUGACUACCACGUUGGUCGAUACCUCUGGGUAGAGCUGCCUCCGUCAAAGGGACCUUUCAAUAGCCACAGUUAAGUACCAGUGUAUCUAAUGCCUAUAAUAUUUUGUUUCUACUAGGAGUAGGACUACGACUUGGUGGAAGAUCCUGAGACAAUGACGAAUAAGAGACGGCUUAAAAAAGGAUCAGGAUGAAUUUUUAACUGUCUUCAUGGAGAUUUCUAAUAGAGCGGGAAGCGAGAGUUGGGAAUAAGAGAAGUGAAAGUCAACGGUUACGACUUUUUCAAUAGUGCAGCAGUGGCAGACGCACUCGAAGCUGUGGUUAUGCUUUUGGAUUCGUUGUAAUUCUGACUGGCCUAAUACAGUGGAUCUGCAUGAUGGGCGUAAACGAGGUCGUACCAUAACAUAAAGUAAGUAAAGCAACCGGUUCGUUUUUACCUCUAGCGUGUAACCCUUCCAACAACAUAAAGUAAGUAAAGCAGAGAGGCACUUCCUUACUCUAAGUUGCGCAAUCUGCUCAACAGCGUGGAUGUCCUGGACUAUGCACCGUCCAAUGGCACAAACAGCAAGGGAGGUCUAACUCGGCAAGAUUUCUGCAGGCUGUAUUCGGCAGAGGGCUGUCAGGCAUUGAAAGAUGCUCUGAUAAAGUUAUGGUGGACUUGGUGAGGUCGAUCUCAAGUAUACUAUAAGAACAUGUAGUAUAUUGGAGAUUGAUAUAGGAGAUAACCUAACCUAACCUAGGAGGUAGUCGGUGAUAGGGAUAGACGAUCCAAGCUCACGCUUUCUCGUCGAGGGCGGAAACUUCUGAUAGACAGGUUCUUCACACGAGAUUCCAUACAGAGCAAAGAGUUUUUGCCAUGAAAGACCUUCUAACCGGUUGUUAACUUUCUCCUCGUCGUGGGUCUAGGACUAGGUACUCCCAUCAUCAGGCAUUUCUCCCAUCUAACAUGCACACUCUCCAAGGGUUCGGGUGGCUAUAUGCUCAACUCCGCAUUAGUGGAUAUAGCUGGAUCAUUUCAGCACAUAGUGAAUGGAGCUAAUGUGACCUUAAGAGCUAUAUUAAGGAGUUACUUAAACUUAAUUUAGAUGAACAAUUGCAAUAAUUUCGACCUCAGUUGAUCAGAACGGUUAGGGUCGUAACGCUAACUGGUAGGUGCUGUUCCUCUAGUAUGCUUUUCGUGAUCAAUGACAGGAGUGAUAUUAUUAUUAUAAUAAUAUCACUUUUUGUAUUUCACAAUUUAUAUUUCGCAAUUUUUUGUACUUCACAACUAGCCUCCACAAGCUUCGCCCGGCUUCAAAUUAAUCGGCACUUUUCUGCCUCCCACGGGCUACCGCUAGAGUAGAGACAGCCCGCGGCAGAGCUAGAGUAGUAUUUUUUUUGUAAUGUUUUAGCACUAUCAACUUAAAACAAUUUCUAUUAUUUUCGGAAUACUGAUCUGGGCAUCAUACCAUACCAUGUGAUUUUUGGGCUGUCCUCGUCACCAUCCUCAAAAAAGUUACUCACUUCUAGUUCUAAUUUCGGGCGCGGAUGGUAUGACCAGCGAGCAAAAAGAGGUUUCCGAUGCCCUGCAAAAAGUGGAUCGAGUUUUGUCUUUUCUUGACACCGUUAACGUUUGUUAUGAAGCGAGCAGUGUCUGUACUAUUUCUCAGGAUCGGACUCAGUCUCCAAUCUAACUUCGUUCGCACGAAAUUAGGUACAUACCAGCUCCUGUCCAUAAUUUCAAUUUGUUCCUCAUCCACGUGUAAAGACGAUAUUAUAUUUAUUAUAUACAACCUUCAAAAAUCUAUGAAUUUCAUCUUUCGGCCACGGAAUCAGGCAGCUUAGGUUGCCACGUGGUUCGUCAGGAGCAGCGAGGGAAUGAAUUAAGUACUUAUUACUUCUCCUCUUCUAAUCACCUUCGACGAAGUAUAUUGGUACCUAUUACUGCUCAUACAAUGGUCCCAAGUGGGGCAACGGAAUGGCGGAUAACGACAUGGCCGACUUCGUUACUCAUGUGGAAUCAGAAGGCGGUUUCGCUCAACUGCAAAGCACUUUUCGGGUUGUCUUAAGGGUCAGUGGAAGUGUAUCUAUAUAGGUACGUGCGUAGUAUCACUUCUUGGUAAUGGUAGCUUACACUAGAUUUUACUAAAAAGACUUAUGUUUUUUCACGCAAGAAAUAGCAAUACUAGAAUUAAAAAGUGAAAGAUGGUUCGGAUGUAUCUCCCAGUCCCUAUUCGCAAUAGAAUUACUUAGUUUAAAAAGAUCAAGUUCGGACGAUAAUCCUGAUUCUCAACCUUCACACGAGGCAGAUUUUCUCUCAGGGAAGAUGAGUGGGAAUGCUUAUAAUGCGCUAAUAAUCGAACAGUUCAUGUCACCGAUUACAGGAGCAAACGUAACUGCGAACAAGACGAUCUAUUACUAGAUCACGCACUCUGUUUCGCAUACUUCAGCAAGAGGGGAUUUACGGUACGACUAGGUCAAGGUCCACUGAAGAUGGCGUCCGGUACUGGUCCUCUGGGUCGUUCUAUUUGUAAUGUUCGAAAUCUUCGAGUAAUCCUGGUGUUGUUACAAGAAAUACCAUCAAGAAAUCUCAUUUUUGUUUCGUCUGGUCAGUUGCAUCGAAGACUUUCUAGCAAAUGAAUCACUUACGUGUACUACUUAGCAGUUUAAUCAUUUAGCAACUCCAAAAAUUCCUUCGAGAGACGUGCUCAAUCAGAGUUUCCCCUAUGAAUUUACCAUUCCAGUCUUUUUCGUUUUCUGAGUUUCUUACGCUUUUCUGCAAUGAAUUUCGAUACAAGAUAGAAGUCCUCUCGAUUGAUACCUCAUGGACCUAAUGUUGAUAUUCAAUGCGCAUUUAAUGUCAUGUACUUAGUGAGUCCGACGCUGGGGCAAAAAAGAGUAAAGUCGUGUCCCCUCCUCCACUCGUACCUAAUGUACGUUACUUUCUUUGGAAGGUUUGGUUUCAUUUGUUUUUGUUCUGUUUCCUAGAUAAAAGAUCUCUUCGGCCAUAUUGUUCCGCCUGUACAGACGGAACACAAAAUACUUAUGCAUCGUGAAGUCGUUCGAUUAUAUGUUGCAUAGACGUUAUCGAAUAUGUCGUGUAUAGAAAUAGACAGCGACUAAAUACACGACAGGGCGUCUGAUAUGAUAAGACUCCACCGGCAGUUAUGGAACACAAGUGAUCAGGGAGAUUGACCAUAACCACGCAAAGAAUGGCAUCUACCUAGUUUAUCUCACAAGUAGUAGACUCCCAUCCAAUUCCUCAUGCACAGAUUGCUUCUGAUAUUUCGUACAUCGUUGUAUCGGACAGCGAACCAAAUCCUAUCUUACCCGUUGCACAUCGAUGUCUAUAUCAAUAUCAUAAUGUGAAUCCAGAUUUGUCGUCUAUUAGUUUCUUUUGACUUUCCAUCCUGUGCCCGAACGGGGGGUUUUACAAUAUCAAGUACAACCACGAUCGGGAAACUUCCUACCGCGUCGUCGCUGAAUGGAAAAACAACCGGUCACUUUUCCCUGUAUUCUUAGGCUUAUCCUACCACGCCAAGUAUGGCACUGAC
This is a messenger RNA of Amoebophrya sp. A25, 7430 nucleotides long. NCBI's taxonomy places the organism in Eukaryota, Dinophyceae, Syndiniales, Amoebophryaceae. The record is from the annotation of a GenBank genome assembly.